Molecule: messenger RNA, 2030 nt
Organism: Acinonyx jubatus (cheetah)
Lineage: Eukaryota; Metazoa; Chordata; Mammalia; Carnivora; Felidae
Gene: SYCP3
Product: synaptonemal complex protein 3
Exons: 9
Coding region: 130-840 (236 amino acids)
Biological process (GO): spermatid development; meiotic cell cycle
Cellular component (GO): synaptonemal complex
Source: RefSeq, a predicted model, not a curated record
GCGCGCUACCACCAGCCAAUCAGCGACGCCCCCAGACGAGGGUCGCUUGGCUUUUCUCCCGCGGGAAUUCUGAGUUGCCUCAGAAGAACGUCGCGACAGCCAAGCGGAUACCUCAGAAAACAACUAAAUAUGGUGCCAUCUGGAAGAAAGCAUACAGGGAAAUCUGGGAAGACAUCAGUGGAGGAUCAGGUCGUAAGAGCCUAUGACUUUGAGAAAGAAGAUAAAAAGGAUCUGAGUGGUUCAGAGGAGGAUGUCACUGAAGGGAAGACUCCAGUAAUUGAUAAGCACGGGAAGAAAAGGACUUCUGCAGGAAUAUUUGAAGAUAUGGGGGGUGAAGUACAAAAUAUGCUGGAAAGAUUUGGAGCUGACAUUAACAAGGCUCUCCUUGCCAAGAGAAAAAGACUAGAAAUGUAUACCAAGGCUUCUCUCAAGACUAGUAACCAGAAAAUUGAACAUGUUUGGAAAACCCAACAAGAACAAAGGCAGAAGCUUAAUCAAGAGUAUUCUCAGCAAUUUCUGGCUUUGUUUCAUCAGUGGGAUAUAGAUGUGCAGAAAGCUGAGGAACAAGAAGAAAAACUAGCUAACCUGUUUCGACAGCAACAAAAGGCUUUUCAACAAUCUAGAAUUGUUCAGAACCAGAGACUGAAAACAAUUAGACAGUUAUAUGAGCAGUUCAUAAAGAGUAUGGAGGACUUGGAAAAGAAUCAUGAUAAUCUACUUACGGGCGCACAAAACGAACUUAGAAAAGAAAUGGCUUUGUUGCAAAAAAAAAUUAUGAUGGAAACUCAGCAGCAAGAGAUGGCAAGUGUUCGAAAGUCUCUUCAAUCCAUGUUAUUCUGAUGACUCUUUGAAGGAAGAACUUGAACCUAAAUGAUAUGAUACAAUUAUAACAUUAGCUAAGAAGAAUGUAAUUGUUUAGAGUGGUUUAAAAAUUCUAGUUUAAAAUAAUACAUCAUGUUAAUCUUUAGCUUCAGUGCAAGAACCCCUUUCUGUUAACCUUCACAUAAAGCUAAACAGUUAUGUGAGUAGUAGCAAUUCCUAAAUUAUAUAUACUAAGCCUUCAGUUCUUUAAUAGUAAUUGUGAAUUUUUCUUUUUAACACUUGUCAAUUAAUUUUUAGCAAUAAAAAUGAUUUAAUUUCAGGUUUUGGCUUCAGUCUGCAUUAGUCCCAAAAGGUAGAAAGCACAAGCAUAAAAGGUUAAAUUGUUCUUCCUUAAGAAAAAAUGUACAAAAUCUAUGUUAUAUAUACAUCCUAUCAUGUAUACUCAGUAAGUUGCACAACCAAUUCUAAUGAAAUUAAGAUUUCAAAAGAAAAUCUAUUCUAUUGACUUAUAAAAUUUAUUAAAAGAAACCUAAGUUUGUGUUCAGAAAUAAACUGCUAAAAACUAUUAAGAAAACCAAACAAGAUCUAUAAAUAAUCAGUUUUAAGACGUGGAUUUGUGAAUAUGUCAUUUCCACAAAAACAUCAAAAUGCCAUUUAAUUGGAUUUGGUCCACAAUUAAAUGACACAUGCCCUUAGUAACGAUUAAACGUAUAUCUAACAUACUUAAUUACUUAUGGUUUAAAUGCUUCACAUCUGUCUUUAAGUUACCUAGAAAAUAUUUUGUUUUUCAGUUUUAAUAUUCAGUAAAUAUAUAGAAGUUUGAUUAUAUUCAUUUCCAAAUGAACAGUUGAUUUUAUACCUUGUCUCUAAAAAUACGCAUUUUUUAAAACAUAGCAUAACAUAUGAAACACUUGAUUUAAUAAAUAUUAAAUUGUUUCACAUUUGUUUGAAAUAAGUUAAACUUACUAUUUUUUGCUGAAAUUGCUUUCAUUGAAUCAGUCAAAACAAAAAUAUGCCCUUAGAGGAAAAGGAGUGAUUUUCUCCUGUUUUUCCAUGUUUUAAAUUCUAAUUUUUACCCCUAUUACCCACUUUUACCUUAGUUAAGAUUUUCCAAGCCUAAAAAAUAAGCCCAUACUGAUUCUCUUUUUCUAGCUGUGAUAAGUUAUACAAGAAAAAAUUAAUGAUUAUCUAAGGAGACAGUUCUAAUU